Molecule: messenger RNA, 2833 nt
Organism: Paramuricea clavata
Lineage: Eukaryota; Metazoa; Cnidaria; Anthozoa; Malacalcyonacea; Plexauridae
Source: the annotation of a GenBank genome assembly
AUGAUUGAUGAUGAGGUAAACUGUCAAUUAACCGUUACCCAGCAACAGCGUGAUGGCGUCAUCGACGCAAAAGCGAAGAAGGACUGGGUACUUUACCAGCGACAAUUCAUCAAGGUAAAGUUUAACUCAUCGUUUCGGCAGGACGAAGUUUGAUAUGUGUGUGUAUGUGGGCCAGUUGUGUGUGUAUGUGUGUGUGUUUGUCUGUGAGCACGAUAACUCAAGAAAUACCAAACAUAUUCACACGAAAUUUUUUUAAUGCAUUUCCCAACGGCUAAGGAAGAACUGAUUAAAAUUUGGUUGAAUUUGGUUAAAAAUUGAACGAGAAAUGAACAAAAGUUUGUCUUGCUUUUCCCGGUCAAUUAAAAAAAAACUCACUGAAUGCGUAAUUAGGACGUGUAUAAUUUAUGCACUCAGUACUAAGACAAUAAUGAGAUGAUAAACCUCAUUAAGCUUCAGCCUUCAUUAUCUAUUGUCUUAGUUGCAUUUCACACGACCGAAAUUCAAUGCGGGCGGAGGUAUAUGCAGUCUCUGAGUGCCCUCUAGUUGUGUUAUGCUUUUGUCGGAGUUUAUGUUAAUUUGUGCACGGUCACGGUGAUUGAGCUCAUUGUCCAAUAGCGAUAUAGGUGAGGUGAGACGUGUAACCACAAUGAAUAAUAUUGAAUGAAGUUGAGACAAAGGAUUUGUGCACGGUGAGGCACAGUUCAACAUCAAACAAAGCUCUUCUACAGGGUGUAUAAAAAAAAAGGAGACCUUUAGAAAUCAAGCAUAUUGUUAAAAUUUGAAUGCCUUUCCAAUUGCACAUAUGCUGAACCGUGGUGCGUGCAAUAUUGAUGCAGUGCAUAUAUUAGAAAAAGGAGACCUUUAGAAAUCAACCAUUGUUAUAAUUUGAAUCCUGGAGCACUUUGCUAAGCCCACGAGUGUGUAACAUGCGAUCUACGUACAGUAUGCAUGACAGAUUUUUCCCAGGAGCAGACAAUCUUUUGUUUAAACGUUAUUUCAAUUUCUAAAGGUCUCCUUUUUCUAAUAUAUGCACCCCAUCAAUAUUUCACGCACUACGGUUCAGCAUAUGUGCAACUGAAAAGGCAUUCAAAUUUUAACAAUAUGCUUGUUUCUAAAAGUCUCCUUUUUUUUAUACACCCUGUAUUUUGUAGCUUUGAAGUUUGCCAGGCUUCCAGACAAUCAUAUCCCGACUGGUUAUAUGCAAUCUCCGAGUGCCCUAUACUUUUUUAAUAUGUUUGGAUUCUCAUAUCAGUUAUAUGCUUUUCCAGGACCCUUGCUCUCCCUCGCCAUGCUUCCACGGCACAUGCGUGGUUAACACGGACAGGAGAAAUGUAACGUGUAAAUGUUUUGAAAAGUACGAAGGAAAAGCUUGCGAAACAAGGAUUUACGGUAAGCCAGAUAUUUCAAAACAAGUCACAAAACAAGUCAUUUAUGGACAAGGAGAGAAGGGCAUUGGGCCAAGCACGGUCGCAUACGCUGGCAUACGGCGAGGCCCGGCGAGACAGAAACAUUUUUUCAAGCAUGCUUAAAAAUUUUGUGCGUAUUCGGACGUAUGGUUUAUACGAUAAGCAUAUAUUCUAAGCACACGCUGAAUACGCUAGAGGUACGCCAGAUGUACGGUACUCAUACGCUGGCAUUUCAAGGGAUUUUUGUAAUUUUGUGCGCAUGAAAAUUAUUUCAUGAAUUUUCAUACGCUUCUUAUGCGUUGCUCUCAUACGCAAUAGUGUGACAGAGCCUUAAUUAACGCUUCAACUUUUCUUUUUCUCUUUUUGCCGAAUCGAUGAUAAGUAGGAUUUUCUGAAACGCGCCCUUUCCACGAUAUAGGGAAUGUUUUCAUUUUAGCGUUUUCCGCUCGAGAAACGUAUCAAAAAAUAAAAAUUGAAUGUAUAGUCACAACCAAGUAGAAAAGUAUAUUCGUUAGUUUUGAGCGCGUGUUACUUAACAUAGAAAAUAUUCUUCUCUUAAUAAGCAUUAUGUUUCUAUUCAGAUGCAAAGCGCAACUACGCGCUAAAUAAACCUACAAAUGCAUCAACUAGAAACGACAGAAGUCAGCGUGCGGUGGAUGGAAACACGAACGUUCAUGGAACUGUAUGUUACGAAACAUGGGAUGAACCGGUUCCACAUUGGUGGGGGGUUAAUUUUGAAGAGGAAAUCCAAGUAGCCCGAGUGGUCAUCACUAAUAGAGGUAAGGUCAGACAGAGUACACACAUAAAAAUCUCAAAACUUGUCAACAAAUUGUGUUGAACUUGUCAACAAGUUGUGUUCGCAACAGAUUCGUAGCAAGCUUGUCAACAAGUUGUAACAAUAUUGUUAUUUUAUCAAGUUGCUACAAGGUUGUCACUCUUGAAAAUAUUUUUUGUCUAAAUUUGGAAAUAUUUUUUCAGGAAUAUUGUCUGGAUCAGUAGGAGUUUUUUUCUCUGAAAUUUUAAAAUAAAAUGCAGACGUGCACAUAUACAUGCAUAAACUAAAACAGCAGAUUAAAUUUUCACCAAGGGUGGUGCUAACUCGAUUUUGAACAACCGGCCCCAGGACAUGACCUCCUCGCAGAAGUAAUUGACAGUAAGAUUUAAUACUAUAAAAAUUAUUAUUUUCAUCAUCAGGUGAUUGUUGUGGAGUCAGAUUGAGUAAUUUCGGAAUAACAAUUGGCAACAGUUUGAAAGAGAAUGGUCUCACAAACACUGCAUGCGGAGAAAACCACCUUGCUGUACCUCAAGGACAAACCAAGACUUUCGCAUGCUCACCACCGAUGAAAGGACAAUACCUAGUGAUACAUUCAUUCCUUACAGAUCAACGAUUGGGAUUUUGUGAGGUUCAAGCUUAUGCUUAUCCAUAA